Pochonia chlamydosporia 170 is the source of this 4608-nucleotide messenger RNA. Its product is annotated as RNase3 domain-containing protein. Gene Ontology annotation, biological process: siRNA processing. The record is from RefSeq and is a predicted model, not a curated record. The coding region runs from base 1 to 4608 and encodes 1535 amino acids. Gene Ontology annotation, cellular component: nucleus; RISC complex; cytoplasm. Lineage: Eukaryota; Fungi; Ascomycota; Sordariomycetes; Hypocreales; Clavicipitaceae. Gene Ontology annotation, molecular function: RNA binding; ribonuclease III activity; ATP binding. The transcript is spliced from 3 exons.
AUGACCCAGGAACUGGAGUCCAUGGUGGCCCCUGAGGCCCAGAACCCAGUUGAAAUUUCGUCCCUCCUAGUCCAUUCCUCAAAAUCGACCGAGGAUAGAGAUCGGCACGCAACAAAUUCAAAAGAAGAGGAAAGUUACCAAAGCGAUACUAGUGAUGACAUGGAGUGGUAUCGACUGGAAAGCAAACCUGAUAAGCCUCCAAAGCAGGCAGCCUGCCAAAACUCCCAACAUUCUGCCUUCAUGUCUUGGGUCGCGGAUACGAAUCGCGAGCCUCUGCCGUCGACACACUCAUACAAAUCUGACAUUGAAGCUCUCUCGGAAGAUCAAACAUCUGCAGCAACACCCCCAAAAAUUAUACACUCCCCGCGACAAUAUCAACUCGACCUCUUUGAGCGUGCGAAGCAGCAAAAUACCAUAGUUGUUCUUGACACAGGGCUAGGGAAGACACUCAUUGCUGCCCUGUUGCUUCAGCAUACUAUAAAUCUUGAGCUGGAAAGAAGAAGUCGAGGUCAGGCAAAGAAAUUUGCCUUCUUUCUAGUUGACAAAGUUGCCCUAUGUAUACAGCAACAUCGAUUUCUGGAGCGUAAUCUCGAAUAUCCUAUGGGCCAAAUAUUUGGAGACAGCCCUGGUAUUAAGAAGCAGCAAACAUGGGAAAACCAAGUUGACCAGAAUAUGGCUAUUGUUUGUACGGCGCAGAUCCUCUUGGAUCUCCUGGGAAGUGGUAUUAUUCGAAUGAAUCAGAUCAAUUUGCUUAUUUUUGACGAAGCUCAUCAUACCAAGAAGAACCAUCCCUAUGCUACCAUAAUGCGGGAGCACUAUAUGCAAAUGAAAAUAGACCGCCCUCGCAUUCUGGGCAUGACUGCUUCUCCUGUCGAUGCGAAGACGAAGGACUUCCAAGCGGCGGCAUUUGAGCUGGAAGCAGCACUCUGUAGCAGAAUUGCUACUAUAUCUAACGAAGCAUUGAGUCAAUGCUUGCAGAAAAAGCAACAAAUCGAGCGUGUUGAACAUUUUGCCCCUCUGGCGAGCCUGGAGGAUGCGGAAACUGUCCUCUGUCGCGAACUGUCAAACUUGCAGCUCACAAGUCCAAGCCUCCAGAAGCAUAUAGAUAUAGCCAAGGAUGUAGCAUCCAUCAUCGGGCCGUGGGCAGCAGAUCAAUACUGGAAAUUAUUUUUGAAGAGUCAAAGAGCAUCACUGGUAAUGCACGAACUUGAUGCGGCUGACGUGCAUAUUUCUGGAGAAGAAGAGGCGUAUCAUGAACUGGGAUCUCAGCUGGACGAUAUGACGCUUCUCAAGAUUCGAAAGAUCGUCAAUGCUCACUUUCAGAGGGAGCAGGCCAGCAAUAUUGGAAGACGCGACAACGACUUCUCCACCAAAGUCCAGACUCUUCACGGAAUUCUGUGUAAUGAAUUUGCAGCCAAUCAAUCAACACGGUGUAUCGUGUUUGUGCAAAAGAGAUACAUCGCGUAUCUCUUAUCUGAAACGUUUCGACACUCUGCUUUGCGCAUCCCCAAAGUGGAAACGGACUUUUUGGUUGGGUCACAGUGUCCCUCCUCUUCCAUUGUGGCGAUGUCCAUAAGCGCCCAAACCAUAGCCUUGAAUCGAUUUAGUCACGGGCAGACGAAGUGCAUUUUUGCCACACAAGUUGCAGAAGAGGGGAUCGACGUCAAAGACUGCGACCUCAUAAUUCGAUUUGAUAUGUAUGAUUCGGCAAUUCAAUACAUUCAAUCCAAAGGAAGGGCAAGGCAUGAGAAGUCAACUUAUAUAAGCAUGGUCGAAGAGGGAAAUGUACAGGAUCACCGCAGAAUCAUGCAAACAAAGAGAGAUAUGAACGCGUUGCGUGUAUUCUGCUCUUCUCUACCUUCUGAUAGGAAAGUGGAAGACGCAGACGAGGCUGAAAAUCUGACCGAGCAAGAGGCCAAGAAGCAUAUUAUCUUUGAAGUUCCCGAAACAGGAGCUCGGCUGACAUUCACUUCCAGUCGACAAGUUCUGGCCAAGUUUGUUUCUGCUGUUUGCAACAGCGCAGAUGCUCAUCCAGAAUACGUUACUAUACCCAGUGGGAAUAAGUUUAUCACCACAAUUCUCCUACCCGACGCAUGUCCUGUGAAGACCUUCAUCGGUACUCCUCAGCGAAAUAAAACUCUUGCACGUGGUUCAGCCGCAUUCAAAGCAUGCAUUGAGCUACUCAACCGCAAAUAUGUUAAUGGGCACCUCCAGCCCAUAUAUCAGAAAGUCGUACACAAGAUGCGGAACGCGAGGCUGGCUAUCAGUGACAAAAAGAGGUCGGAGUAUGGUAUGAGGGACAAACCUAGCAUAUUUUCAGGACCAUUUGGCACAACCACAGGAAUGUUUAUGGCCACCUUGGCCAUUGAAGGGCUGUGUCCUACAGGAAGAAGAGGACGGCCGCUUUACAUUCUAACACGUUCGGCUUUGCCAGCAAUUGCACCGGUACAUCUCUACAUAGACGGAAGUAUUCGCUCAGUAGCCAGGCAGAUACAACACAGAGAGCCGCUGGCUGUGACUGAGAAUCAGAUUAGAUCCCUAACCAACUUUACACUCACGUUAUUUAGUGACGUGUUCAGCAAGGCUUAUGAAAACGACCAAGGAAACAUUCCUUACUUUCUAGCACCAUCUACAACACAGCGAGACAACAGUUGUACGAACGAAGUGGAAUUUCAGUUCAGUGAGAAUGCCUGUGCCCAGCCGGCGAUGAUUGAUUGGAACCUCAUGGAAACCGUGGGUAUCGAUGAGAUACCAGUUAGCACUAUUUGCACUUCACCGCAUAAUUUCGAAAAAAGAUUUGUUUUUGACCCCUGGGAUGGGUCCCGAAAGUUUUUCACCAGUAUAGUGAACAAGGAGUACCGCCCUUUUGAUCCAGUUCCAUCAGAUGCACCGGUGCCAAAGAGCCGUAGUUAUCAACGAGUAGAGCAAAACAUUGCGGAAUACAGCAACAGUUUGACAUUACCAUCUCGACAAAGGGUGACUUGGAACUCAGAGCAGCCAGUUUUUGAUGCUGAGCUACUCCCCCUGCGGAGAGACUUGUUCCGCGAGCCGCAGCACGGGGAUGUCGCUUCUUCUAGGAGCUGCUGCAUUAUUUUAGAGCCGUUGACCAUAUCCACGAUACCUAUCGACAUUGUCGUCACGGCUCUGACUUUGCCAGUCAUCAUGCACCGUAUUGAGUCAACAGCCAUUGCGAUGGAUGCUUGUCAGCUUGUUGACUUGUCGGUUGAGCCUCCGUUGGCCCUCGAGGCACUCACACAGACCGAUGAAGGCGCCGACACGGAAGACAACCAAAACUAUGAGCGACUGGAAUUUCUAGGAGAUUCCUUUUUGAAAAUGGCCACAACAAUAUCGUUAUUUACACUCCUUCCAGAUGAGAAUGAGGCUGGAUAUCACGUUCAACGUAUGCUUAUGGUAUGCAACCAAAACCUUUUUAACCACGCACUGCACAGGGGAAUGCAGGAAUAUGUACGAUCCAAGACUUUCGAUCGGCGUACUUGGUACCCAGACCUCAAGCUGCUCAAAGGAAAAGCUGCUAAACCAGUCAAUACGCACAGUUUGUCGGACAAAGCCGUUGCAGAUGUUUGUGAGGCACUCAUUGGUGCUGCAUAUAUGUCACAACCGGAGGGGGUAAUGGACUUAGCGGUGAAGGCCGUUACCAAAAUGGUAAGAAGUAAAUAUCAUAAAAUGGAAAGGUUCAGUGACUAUUACGGCAUACAUGUCACCCCGGACUGGCAAAGAGCAACUCCAACCGCGAGUGAACGGUUUGCAGCCGAUAUGAUUGAGAAACGCAUUGGCUACAGAUUCAACUCUCCCGGUUUACUUCGAAGCGCAUUUAAGCAUCCGUCAUACCCCUUUCACCCAGACAUUCCAAACUAUCAAAGGCUUGAAUUUCUGGGUGAUGCUCUUCUCGACGUCGCCAUUGUGGACUUCUUAUUUCGGCGCUACCCACAGGCUGAUCCGCAGUGGCUCACAGAACACAAGAUGGCGAUGGCUUCAAAUCAUUUUUACUCUUGUCUCUGCGUAGAGUUAGGACUGCACAGACACUUACUAACAACAAACUCUUCUAUGAUGGGGCAUAUGGCCGCUUUUGUCGAGAGCGUUGACAAGGCCAAGACCAGGGCCACAGAACCAGGGGACAAGGUGCCGCGAUCCAACUUCUGGCUCGAUGUAGAGCACCCUCCGAAGGCACUCUCGGACAUAUUGGAAGCGGUUGUGGGAGCCAUGUUCGAAGAUUCAAAGUACGACUAUGACACUGUCCGCCGAUUUUUCAGCACGUUCAUCUCUCCAUACUUCCAGGACAUGUCGCUAUACGACACGUAUACUGCGGACCACCCCGUUUCUAAGCUCACCAAACUUAUGCAAGACACAUUUUGCUGUCGAUCUUGGCGAUUAUGUGUGUCGGCUGUGCCUUGUGGUGUUGAGGAAGGGGCUGCUGCUGUCACAAACGACAAUGUGGUUUGCGCGCUGAUGAUACAUAAACGAAAAGCAGUACAUAGCGUACGAGCGAGUGGAAAGUAUGCAAAAGUGGAUGUUGCAAUGAUGGCAUUGAGGCAGUUCGGGGAUCUGGACAAGGACAAGUUUCGGUCUAUGAUGGGCUGUGACUGCUGA